Molecule: messenger RNA, 9237 nt
Organism: Oryzias latipes (Japanese medaka)
Lineage: Eukaryota; Metazoa; Chordata; Actinopteri; Beloniformes; Adrianichthyidae
Gene: patj
Product: PATJ crumbs cell polarity complex component
Molecular function (GO): protein binding
Source: RefSeq, a predicted model, not a curated record
GCAGCAAGAGUCACGGAUCCACUCUCACGGUCACGUGGAAACUGUCAGGUACCUGCCGGUUUCACCUGACUUCAAAGUACGCUGCGACAUCUGGCAUUUCCGAUUGCAAGCGAAGGCAGCGUCAGAGGACCCCGAUGCGGCACCGAAUCCAGUUAAAGUGAGUCUCACUCCGCUUCGAAACUGUUUUUAACGCGCUGGUUGUCAGCGGCCCGGGGCUCGGCUCCAUCUCCGAGUCUGCCCCGACCGGAACCGGGUUCUGUUUCGGCUUCCGUGCGGCUGUUAGCAUGUUAGCGGCUAACGGCGGCAGGUUGCGUGAAGUUGCUGAAAAGUUGCGGGACGCAGCUGCGUGCACGCAGUGCGCUUGGAGCCGCGGCAGAGGGGCGGGGCGGCGUCACGCUGCGUGUUUGGGAGUUUCGGUGGAUCCUGAAGGUGUUUUUCACCUGUCCGCGUGCCCGCCUGAGCCCCCGCGCACCUGUUGAAUCUGCGCACGUCUCGCCCACGAGCCCCUCUACAAUUGAGCCGGCUCGGUUCUGUAUUGUGGAACCAGGUUUCAGAUUUUCUGGAUGUUUCCACCCUUUGGCCCUCCUCCCUCCUUCCCUCCCUCCCCCUGAGCUCAGUUUCACUUCCUGUUUGCCGCCGUAGGUGAGCUCAGGUGGGCUGAUUCCCAGACUGGUUUCACAUCAGAAUGGGAACGCUGUGACGUGGCUGGAAUAGGCGUCGGUUCUGGUUCCGGUUCUGUGGAUUUCCUCUCUCAUCAUCUCUGUGCUCCUCCUCCUCCUCCUCAGGUAGAUGAAGAGCAGCCGGAGUGAGGUCGACCAUGUUUGAAAAUGUCCCCACAGUGUCCUCAGUGGAGCGCCAGCAGGUUCUGGGAGCUCUGGAGCGUCUCCGGGCCAAACUGGUCCAGAGGGAGGAGUGGACCCACAGUGACAGGCUGGCCAACCUGCAGGUGGCGCUGCAGAGUCCGCUCUUCAGCCACAUCCUGACCCUGCAGCACUCCAUCAAGCAGCUGCGAGACCAGCUGAGUGACAUGCCUCCUGACGCCGACUUCGGCUUCUCCAAAAAGGGCCAACUCAUCUUGAGCGCCUUUGAUCCAACCACUACUUCAGCCACGCCCACCCGCUCAGACUCCUCCUCCGUCCUGACCAAUGGCUCAUAUCCAUCCACCCAUCAGACUCCACCCUCUCCUGACCAUCUGCAGGAGUGGCUCUUUGCUGCAGCCCAGGGGCGGGACACGCAGGUGAUCACCCUGACCCGGCCCCCUUCCACCAGUCUGGGCUUUAGCGUGGUUGGUCCGAGUUCUGCAAGCGGCGCCGCUCAAGGCUUCUUUGUGAAACAUAUCCACCCCGGAGGGAUCGCCCACAGGGACGGGCGUCUCCGGGAGCAGGACCAGAUCCUGGCGAUAAACGGCAGUCUUCUAGACGCGGUAAUCAACCACCAAGAAGCCCUCAGCCUCCUUCAGCAGCCCGGGGAGAGGGUGGAGCUUGUUGUGGCCAGGAACCGCCCUCCUGAAUCAAAGGCCGCACCCCCCACGCUCCUAAGCACGGCUCAGUGGGGUCACGUGGAGGAGAUCGAACUCUUCAACGACGGAUCAGGUCUGGGCUUUGGCAUCGUUGGUGGGAAAACGAGCGGCAUGGUGGUCAGGACGAUCAUUCCGGACAGCGUAGCCGACAGGGAUGGACGCCUCCGCACAGGCGACCACAUCCUCCGCAUUGGGGCCACGCCCACCAGCGGCCUCACCAGCGACCAGGUGGUCCAGGUGCUGCAGGCCUGUGGCAGCCGUGUGAACAUGCUGAUCGCCAGGGACCCCCAUGCUCAGAAGUCGGUGGCCCCGCCCCCUCCACUACCUCCUGACUCCGCCCCCAUCACUGCUCCCCCACAACUGCCGGAAGCCCCUCCCCAGCAUUUUCCCAGCAAGAUGCCAAACCUGGAAGGAUAUGAGAUCCAUGAAGUUCCUCUCACCAAGAAGGACGGUCAGAGUUUGGGCAUCUCCAUCAUUGGCUACAACCCUCUGACCAGCUCAGAUGCUGUGGGCGUGUACGUGAAAGAGGUGGUUCCCGGCAGUCCUGCAGAUCUGAGCGGGAAUAUCCGAGUCCAGGAUCGCCUUCUAGCUAUGGACGGCGUGAGUCUCCACGGUCUGACCAACCAGGAGGUUCUGAAUGUGAUGAAGCAGACGGGCCGCAGCGUGCUUCUCACGCUGGUCAGGAAAAAAGCCCGAGCUCCAGAGAGAUCGCUGGAUAAAGUGCAGAGGGAGUCUUCUCAGGCGUCUUCCAGGAGGUCUCUGCAGAAGAAAACGCUGUCCUCAGAAUAUGGAUCCUUGACAAAGAAGCAGGAAGAGUUGUACCUGAACGCAGCUCGCCUGGACGAGGCUACAGAAGCAGAACUUCGGGCCAAAUGGGAACAGGCUUUGGGUCCAGACUAUCAAGUCCUGGUGGUGGAGCUGGAUCCAGUCAUAGAUGAUGCAGAGCUGCAGAAGUCAUCAAAGCUGCUGCCAGUCCACACUCUGCGUCUCGGUGUGGAGCUGGACUCCUUUGAUGGUCACCACUACAUCUCCUCUGUGGCUCCUGGAGGCCCCGUGGACCGACAUGGAGUCCUGAGACCGGAGGACGAGCUGCUGGAGGUGAAUAACGUUCAGCUGUACGGGAAGACCCGCCGUGAAGUGGUGUCCUUCCUCAAAGAAGUGCCUCCUCCCUUCACCCUGGUCUGCUGCCGACACCCCAUCUCUGAUCUGGAGCCAGAACCUGAGCUAGAAUCUGACUCUGAUCCAGAACCGGCGGUACCAGCAGAACCACCAACAAAACCUUCAGAGAGCAGCCUGGAAGAGAUGGAGAUGAAGCUGUCCUCCAUGUUUCUGGGACACCUGCAGCCAGACAGCAGACAGGAGCGAGUGUUGCCUGUUGAGGAUUUCUUGAGACAGGAAGUGACUCCCCAUCACAGUGAAAAGAAUGAAGAUGAGGAGAAGAAUGAGGAAGAGGAGGAGGGGGAGGAGCUCGCUCUUUGGUCCUCAGACAUCCAGAUGUUGGAGCUGCGAAAGCAGAGAGACAAAGGCCUCGGCUUCAGCAUACUUGAUUACCAGGACCCUUUGGAUCCUGGUCGCUGUGUGAUGGUGAUUCGUUCUCUGGUUCCUGGAGGCUCAGCAGAGAGCCAUGGAGGUCUUCUUCCCGGAGAUCAGCUGGUGUCAGUUAACGACACUCCUUUGGACACGCUCACUCUGGCCCAGGCUGUUGAGGUCCUGAAGGCUGCUCCACCUGGUCUGGUCCGCCUGGGAAUUCGCAAACCUCUCGUGGAAGGUCCAGGAGUGAGAAGAGAAGAACCCGUCCAAGAAAACGCUUCAGCAGCUGAUCAAAAGGGUUUGGGGGAAAACUCCGUCAUACCAGAGGAGGAGUUUGAGGAACCGGAGCUGAUCCUAGAUGGAGGUCUCCCUCGCUACACCACCCAUUUGAUCUCGGAUCUCCUGGCUGAAGAGGAGUUCAAUGAGAUGGCUGUGGAUGAAGAAGAAGAAGAAGAGGAGCAGAUGAAGGAUAGAGCUGAGGAAGAGUCGGGCUCCCUCCUCAGCUCUCCUCCAUCCUGGGAAGAAUGGAAGCUCACCUCCACUGAAGACACCAAAGGAGCAAAGGAGAUGUGGAGAAGAGAGAAGCAGGAGGAAAAGGAGGAUGACAGGCUGCAGAAGUCAGACAAUGAGAGCGUGGGAUCUUUGGGAAAAUUUAUAAUGGGUCUGUCCCAGUCCAUGGACAGCGAGGCCGACACCGAGCUCACUCUGACCGACACCGACACCGAGUCCGUCAAGAAGACUGACACAGCAAGAAGGAAGAGGCGGGGCCAAAAGGGAUCCUUUGAGCCAAUGAGAGGCGGUCACAGCCUUUUGCCUGAGAGGGAGGCAGGGGAGGGAGAGGAAACGCCCCCCUACAGCCAUUGGGGACCCCCCCGCAGGGUGGAGGUGUGGCCGGAGGAGGGGGAAUCUCUGGGCCUGAGCAUCGUCGGGGGUCGACACGUCAUAAAGCGGCUGAAGAACGGGGAGGAGCUGAAGGGAAUCUUCAUCAAGCAGGUUAUUCCAGGCAGUCCUGCUGCUCAGACCCAGAGGCUCAAGACCGGGGACAAGAUCCUAGAGGUGUCAGGCGUGGACCUGCGAGCUGCCAGUCACGAGGAGGCGGUCAGUGUCAUCAAGUCAGCUCCGAGCCCCAUUGUCUUCAUUGUUCAAAGCCUGUCAUCAGUUCCACGGCCCGCGUCUCUUACAGCAUCACACUACAAACAAAAACCCAAAAGGACAGAGUCUCUGAACCCAGAAACUGCCCCGCCCCCCUCCAGGCAGCCUCCCAACUACAGACCUCCAAGCCAACAAUCAGAGCCGGGCCUGUCCUCAGAGCUGGGCCGGGCUAAAGAGCGUUGGUGUGAGCGCUAUGGAGACCUGCAUGGGGAGCUGCUUUGCGUGGAGCUGGACAAGGAUCGGCAUGGUUUGGGUCUCAGCCUGGCAGGAAACCGGGAUCGCUCCUGUCUCAGCAUAUUUGUGGUGGGGCUUCAUUCUGGGGGGCCGGCAGCCCGCGACGGACGCAUUCAGGUCGGAGACGAGCUGCUGGAGAUCAAUGACCACAUUCUUUAUGGGCGGAGUCACCUGAACGCCUCGGCUAUCAUCAAGAGCGCCUCCUCAAAAGUGAAACUCAUUCUUCUCAGGAAUGAAGACGCUAUUAACCAGAUGGCUGUAGCCCCCUUUCCGACUCCACCACCUCCCCCACUCAUCCCCACUGAGAGUGCCUCCGCCCCCUUAGAUGGUCCCCGCCCACCUGGAAGUCUGAGGCUCCACCCCUUGUCAGACACUCCUGACGAGAGGACGAGUGACGAAGCUGAACAAUGCGAAAGGAGUCGCAGCAGCGCCCCCCAGAGUCCGACAGAGACCAGUACCUCCACAAAGAGGCUGAAAGCUGCAGAAGCUCCAGAAAGUCAGCAGCAGGCUCCAAGGGCCCCAACGGUGCUUCAGUCCUUCAAGUCCAACAGCAGCUCCAAAGUCUCAUCUCCUCCUCUGAUCAGCCCCAACCUGCAAACCUUUCUCCCCGAUCCGUCCUGCUGCGCUGUGGUUCCUGGUCAGGAAACAGCUCUGGAGAUCUGUAAAGGCCGAUCGGGAUUAGGACUGAGCAUCGUAGGAGGCAGAGACACACAGCUGGAUGCCAUUGUGAUCCAUGAGGUUUAUGAAGAAGGAGCAGCAGCCAAAGACGGGCGCCUGUGGGCUGGAGAUCAGAUCCUGGAGGUGAAUGGUGUGGACCUCCGCGGGGCGUCCCACGAGGAGGCGAUUGCCGCCCUCCGUCAAACGCCAGCAAAGGUUCGGCUGACGAUACUCCGGGAUGAGGCCCAGGACAGAGACGAGGAGAACCUGGAUGUGUUUGAAGUGGAGCUGCAGAAGAGGAGCGGCAGAGGGCUGGGGCUCAGCAUCGUUGGGAAAAGAAGCGGCAGCGGCGUGUUCAUAUCUGAAGUGGUCAAAGGGGGCGCCGCUGAGCUAGAUGGUCGGCUGAUGCAGGGAGACCAGAUCCUGUCGGUGAAUGGAGAGGACACGAGACACGCCUCCCAGGAGGCUGCAGCUGCUAUUCUGAAGUGCGCCCGAGGUCCCAUCAUAUUGCAACUGGGUCGCCUCAAAGCAGCGUCGUGGAUUUCACCCAGAGGCAGCUCACGGGGGAGCCAGGUGAGUCACGUCAGCAGGAACAGCUCAGGUGUGGUGGCUCCACCCCUCUCUCAAAGCCCAAUAUCAUGUGACCCUCCAACUUCUACUCAAACUUUGAACAACAACACCACCAAAAGCAGCAGUAAUGUCACUUGGAGUUCAGGGGGGGACGCAGGCGUGCGGACUGUGGAGUUCAGCAGGGGCAGUACGGACUCUCUUGGCGUCAGUGUGGCUGGUGGGAAAGGCAGUCCUUUGGGGGACAUUCCCAUCUUCAUUGCUAUGAUUCAAGCCAGUGGACUUGCAGCAAAGACACAACAGCUCAAGGUGGGUGACAGGAUUGUCAGUAUUAACGGUCAGUCAGCAGACGGUCUGUCUCACAGUGAGGUGGUCUCCAUCCUAAAGAACAGCUAUGGAAACAUCAGUCUUCAGGUGGUGGCCGACACAAACAUCAGCAUCAUCGCCUCUCAAGUGGAGAGUUUAACCAGCGGCUCCAGUUUAUCUGCUGACACUGAAACGCACCACGCAGCUGAGUCUGAGGGUCCGCAGCCCAACACCAUCACCCUGGAGAAAGGCUCUGAUGGCCUUGGCUUUAGCAUCGUUGGAGGCUUCGGCAGUCCCCAUGGAGACCUGCCCAUCUAUGUGAAAACAGUUUUCAGCAAGGGGGCGGCGGCUGUGGAUGGGCGCCUAAAGCGGGGGGAUCAGAUCCUGUCAGUGAACGGUGAGAGCCUCCAGGGUGUGACACAUGAGCAGGCAGUGACCAUCCUGAAGAAACAGAGAGGAACCGUCACGCUGGAGAUACUGUCAUAACGUGACCUGAAUGCACACACAAACACUUUCAAACUGCAUGUCAAGUUUCUUCUCCCCAGUGUUUUCCCACUCAAACACACAUUGGAGGGUCAGACCAGCACGCACUGAUGUCAGACGUUCUUAGUUUCUUCCAGAACAUUAUGAAUUUCCCAAAGUCACAGAUCUGGUUCCAGUUCUGUUGCUUUAUAUUUUCAGUGUCUUUUAAAAACUUCAGCGUUUAAGUCAACUCAGUUUGCUUCCUUUUGGGUUUUUUCGGUGGCCUUUGUUUCAAAAAGUCCCAAACCGUAGCAAUCCAUGCAGCUCCUCAAUUCUGGUCUAUUUCUUUUGGGACAUAUACGUCUGGACACCAACAAAAAAGUUAAUGCAACGCACUAUUCUCCUGCGGGAUGUCCUCUGAUCAGAACUGAACCCGGAGAGGACCGUCAAUGCAUUCAUCUGUCCAGACAGUGGUGUUUGAUCUCACAACCUUCUCUUCUUUAGCUCAGUGGUUCUUCAUCAGAAUCCAGCUAAGUGGGACACAAACUCUAAAGUCCUAAACACCAAAAUCAGGCUUCUUCUUUGUUCAUUUUUACAAUGAUAAUUAGAAAUAUCAUACAAUACCAGACCUGCAGAAGGAUGAAGCGGAUCAGCUCCAACUGAUCUUUCCAAGCAUUUUGUCUGAAAUCCCAUCACUCCUUUCUGUUUUCCUGUGUAGCUCUGAUCCACAGCUUUGAUGGUAAAGCUGUUGUCUGGAGUUAUGACAUAUCUGUCACUGCAGAAGCAUCAAUAGAUCUGCAUUGAUCUCUUAAAGCAAACCCGUUGGCACGUUUGCUUUAAUGCAAUGAUCAAAAAAACAAUAUAAACACAAUUUUUGUUUUGUUUUAAGGAAAUGCCAAAAUUAGUUUUGCUUUUUUGCCUUUUUGGACAGAAAAAAAAGGUUGAGAUUCAAUAAGAAACAUGUUUGAAAUGUGCCAUCAUCCCGAAGCCAAACUGUGAGCUCUGGAUUAAAGACUUCUGUCACCGUUCAGCACACCUAUUGUUGCAGAAGUCUAGUUAUUGAGGGCGGAACCAUGACGUCCUGCUCUGUGCUGGGAAAUCGGAGUUAGAACGUCAGAGGGACUCGAGCAUAAUCCAACCUGUUUAGCUCUUAUAUCAGAAAUGAAACCAUGUAUUUUUGUGAAAAAAUAAAACAAAAGAGAUGAUCGUGGAGCUUCAUGACCUUCUGAUUCCAUCAGUAGCAGCUAGUUUUCCUGACAUUCAUCAGAAGAGCGUCAGCUGCCUAUUUUCUUUGACAAACUGCUUUGGAGUUAGUUUCCAUGGAAAGCCUCUUGAGCUCUAACUGUCAGGAUGUGGAAAAACUAUCCUGAAGACGUUAGUCCUUUAGGAAGCUUUGCAGAAUGUAUUGAAGAAAAUGGCACAAGACCGUUUUAACGGUGUUUAAAGGUAAGAGGUAAAUCUCACAGAUGCAGGAUUAAAGGCUUUCAUUAAACAGUCCCACAACAUUUUUGGUUUGAAGAUGAAUCUUAGUGAGCAUGAACACCCAAUCUUGCCCCCCAACAACAGACACGGUGUCUUCCAUAAUAGUUGUCAUAGAGAGGAAAAUGAAAUUAUUUUGUACAAUAAAUGUUUUGUAGAUGAAAAGAGGCCACAGUCUAAUGUUAACGCAGAGAUGUGUGCGCAUGUAAAUAUAAAUAUGAAACUAUAUCCUAGUUUCAGUCACGUUCAUUCAUUCUCAUCCUGAUGAUCUGUUGACACAACAUGGAAGGAUUCAAAAUUAGCAUAGAUUAAGGAUUGACCAGCUUUCUCUAAAAGAAAAAAAAAGUAGAUCCAAAGAAGCAAAUGUAACUUUUAAAGGAAACAAUGAAAUCAAAAACCAGUUUGUGAUUGCCCAGAAUUCAAAAUUGACUCUAAUUGAAAAAAACGUCUUGAAAUUGUAAUUGAAAUUAUGUUAUUAUUCUAAACUUUUCUCAAUUUCAGUUACACAAUUAUUUUUAGCAGCUGAAUCAAAAGUUAAUAUUUAGGCUAUUAGAGGCAAAAUGCAGGGAAAAAUUAGAUACUUUUAAUUAUGUUUUUUUUUCCAAUGUUGCUAACAUGUUAGCUUUGUUCUUAAAUAUUAGCUAGUUAUUGUUAGCUUAAUCGGUGGCCCUUAAACCAACAUAACCAGUUAAUCUGUCAAGCUGUCUGUUAUUUUCGACAUUUGUUUUAUUAAUGACCACAAAAAACCUUCUUUGAUCAUGUAAUCUUUGAUUUAGCCUUCCUAGUUAAUUGAAUAGCCAUCUAGGUGAAUAGCUAGCCAGCCUUUAUGGAUCAUCCAGCAAGUGUCCCCUUUCAAAGAUAUGCUGCUCCAUAUUUAAAGAUAAUUUAGAGACAUACAGUUGUAAUUUUAACAAUUUCAAAUAAAUAAUGUGUUAGCAGAUAAAUGUUUAUCCGCUGGUGGCAUUCUAAAUGGCAGAAAUACACAAUUAUGCUACAUAUCAAUCAUGUGCUAAUACUUUAUGUUGACGUAAUUACUGUCUAAACUGCUCUUAUUUUUGUAAAUAAAUUAUAAUUUAUUUUUUUAACUUCACUUGGAAUUAAUGUUAUUUUCCUUAUUGUGUAAUAGACAAAUAUGUUUAAAUAAUCAAAAUUACUAAUGAGAGCUUAGAAGCCUUGCGUUGUAUGUGACCUUUUGAACAUUAAAGACUUAUGUCAUGGUUUGAUUUUAUUUACAUGCAUAAUAAUUUGUCAUUAAUGUAUUUUGUUAAGACUUUUUUUUUUAUUCAAGCUUUGUUUAGCUCAAUCAUUAAAUAAAAAAUGAACAAAUGACA